Messenger RNA from Cyprinodon variegatus (sheepshead minnow), 6356 nucleotides. RefSeq names its product cut-like homeobox 2 (gene cux2b). The record is from RefSeq and is a predicted model, not a curated record. The transcript has 22 exons. Gene Ontology annotation, biological process: regulation of DNA-templated transcription. Gene Ontology annotation, molecular function: DNA binding; DNA-binding transcription factor activity, RNA polymerase II-specific. Lineage: Eukaryota; Metazoa; Chordata; Actinopteri; Cyprinodontiformes; Cyprinodontidae. The coding region runs from base 600 to 5135 and encodes 1511 amino acids.
GCUUCCCGAUGCCUCUUAACUCGAUUCGGGCGAAAAUACGCGGAGAGUUGGCGCCGUUUGCAUUGAUAGUUAUUAGAAAUUGAUCCGUGUUCUGCCUUUGUUCAGUUCAAUCAUUGAUCGGCGGUGGAGCGACCGACCGAGGCUCAGUGUUAGCAGCGCCGAUCUGGGAUCAGCACCGCGGACAGCGCCGCUCUGGGAUCAGCACCGCGGACAGCGCCGCUGGUUUCCUGCCUCUAUUUUGCUCUUUAUUUCUGCUUUCUUCAUCCUCACCGAGCAGCUCGGUGGCAGCAGGCGAAGGGAAACUUUUAAGGCGUCUGUGGAUCGCUGCUCCCGGACGUAGCUGCAACUUUUCUCAGGCAGCUUCGUGUUUUAUGCGGCUUUUGUCGAGCGGCCGCUGCGCUGCGGCUGCGGGGACUGAAGUUAGAACUGUGAGCGUUCAGGACCGCAGACAAAGUUUGAUUUAUGAUUCAGGAAGUUAUUCUUUUUUUAGAGGAUAUAUGUAGAGUAAUUGAAUUUUGACAGCGUUGCAGUGUUUUUUUUUUUUUUUUGAAUUGAGCCUUUAGGUUGUUGGAGCGGCGGCGGCAGAAUGCCUCUGAAUAAUGGCGUGGAGACUGUGGCAGAGGGAGCUAAACUCUGUGGCGUCUGAACUGGCCGGGCGGCAGGAGGAGAGCGAACAUUCCCACAAGCACCUGGUAGAGCUGAGCAGGGAGUUCAAGAGAAAUGUCCCUGAGGAGGUCCGGGAGAUGGUGGCACCUGUCCUCAAGAGUUUCCAGGCGCAGGUGGUAGCUCUGAACAAGCGCAGUAAGGAGGCAGAGUCUGCGUUCCUGGGAAUCUACAAACAGCUUAUUGAGGCCCCAGAUCCGGCUCCUGUGUUGGAGGCCUCCCACUCCCUAGAGGAAAGGCUGCAGAAGCUGCAGAGUUCGGCCCCAGGCAGCGAGGCCCUGGUGCGCGAGAUCAGCGGGCACUGGAAGAAACACCUGGAGAAGGGGUCCACAGAGGACGUUUCCACAGAUUCUACUCCUCCGGCCUCCCGGAUGACCCCUAACAGCACACCGGCCCCUGAGGCCCCUGCAUCUCCGCAGCAGAACCACCGGAACCAAACUGAGGACAAACGGGAGGAGGAAGAGGAGGAGGAGGAGGGCGCUGAUGUUAGCAUGGCUGACAGACUAUCAGAGGCCGAGGAGAAGAUCAAAGUUCUGCAUUCAUCUUUGAGUUCUGCACAGACUGAGCUGCUGGAGCUGCGGUGUAAAUACGACCAGGAGAUGGCAAACAAGAAAGCUGAAAUCGAUGCCAUCAUGGCGAAUCUAGAGAAAGCAAACCAGAGAGCAGAAAUGGCUCAGAGGGACGUAGAGCGGCUAAAGGAGCAGCUAGCCAGUGGGGCGACUGCAACGUCAGGAAGCUGCCAGCCAGCAGAGGGCGCCGUCUGGGACAAGAACGAGAAGAGCGAGGUGCUGUCAGCCCAGGUGGAGGCUGCCUUGCUGGCGAAGGACCGGGAAAUCCUUCGCCUUCUUGAAAACGUUCAGCGGCUUCAGUUCACGCUACAGGAAGCUCAGGAGGCUUCGUCCAAUCAGAUCCUAGAGCUGGAGCGCCAGCUGGCGUACAAGACGGAGGCCGUGGAGAGAUUAGAGGCUAAGCUGCAGUCCCAGAUGGACUAUGAGGAGAUUAAAACUGAGCUCAGUAUCCUGAAGGUUAUGAAGCUGGCUUCAGCAAACGGCAGCUCGUCUCAGGAUUCUGCCAAGGCUGCAGAGGCUCUUCUGUUAGAUAAAGAGGUCUUUCUUCCAUCUCAGAAGUUCAUGGGAGAUAAAAGCAGAAUAUUGCACAGUAAUGAUGAUGAGCCGUCUGAGGAUGCAGGCAGGGAGACCAUCCGGCCCCCCGGCUCCCAUUCUUCCUCCUCCCAGGCCGGGAGCCGGGCCUCCCCCAGCCCGGGUCCUCCUACCUUGGACGGUUCCUCCUCCGUCCUCGACCUCCCCCGUCCUUUCUCUGCGUCCCCGUGCUCCGCGGACAGAUUGUCAGCAGACCACCUCCUCCACAAGCAGCUCCUCUCCCCACACUUUAAAAAGGAGGGCCUCAUGGCUUUCCCCACCGCCCUCUAUGCAGCAAAAGUUGCACUGAUGUCAGCCUCCCAAGGGUCUGCGGGGGGCAGCGGCGUUGAAGCCGGGCUGCCCAGCGACCAGUCGGAAAGCGGCAGCUCGAGCGCAGGAGACGAGGACCAGCUGGACACGGCGGAGAUCGCCUUUCAGGUGAAGGAGCAGCUGCUGAAGCACAACAUCGGCCAGCGGGUGUUUGGCCACUACGUGCUGGGCCUCUCCCAGGGCUCGGUGAGCGAAAUCCUGGCUAGACCCAAACCCUGGAGGAAACUCACCGUGAAAGGAAAAGAACCUUUCAUCAAAAUGAAGCAAUUCCUCUCCGAUGAGCAGAACAUUCUGGCCCUUCGGACCAUUCAGGUCCGGCAGAGAGGGAGCAUCACUCCGCGCAUCCGAACUCCUGAAACUGGGUCAGACGACGCCAUUAGGAACAUCUUGGAGCAGGCCAAGAAGGAGAUCCAGUCUCAGAGGGGGGGUGAAGGCAAGUCAUCUCUGAACAACUCAUCUGGCAGAAUCAGUAACGGAGCAGGCAGCAGCUCUGAUGAAACUAUAAAGAACAUCCUGGAGCAGGCCAGGAGGGAGAUGGAGGCUCAGCAGCAGGCCCUAAUGGAGAUGGAGGCGUGCGGACGGUCCUCCACCUCCAGCUCAGGGGUUCAGGUUGAGCGCCUGGGGCCCCCUGAGCGCUCCAGGGUCCUGCCUUUGCCCAUCUCCAUCAAACAGGAGGAGGGGGGGUGCGUGGCGGUGUGCAUGGCCAGCUCCAUCAGCAGCCCCCAGACUCCGCUCAGCGUCCUCUCCCCCGCCGCUUUUGUCCAGAACAUCAUUCGUAAAGUCAAGUCGGAGAUCGGCGAGGCGGGGACUUACUUCGACCAGCACUGGUCCCAGGAACGGGGGGCCAUGAUACUGGGCUCCCGGCCCUUCAGUUCCGUCUCGCCUUCCUUGUCCUCUUCGUCCUCUGGGCCCCCCACCCUGCCACGGUCCUGGCCUCGCCUGGAGAACGGCGACGGCCUGGCCAACAGCGAGGAGGUGUCCAACGCGGACGACGAGCCGGGCUUGGGCCGGCCAGUGGAGGUGAAGGUUGAGUCGGACACCUCGGUGAGCGGCGAGUCGCCAGGGCCCGGUCCGGGGCGCCUGUCCUACUACCCGGCGUACAUCCCGCGGGCCCUGAAGCCCACCGUGCCGCCCCUGACCCCUGAGCAGUACGAGAUGUACAUGUACCGGGAGGUGGACACCAUCGAGUUGACCAGGCAGGUGAAGGAGAAGCUGGCGAAGAACGGCAUCUGUCAGAGGAUCUUUGGAGAAAAGGUGCUGGGCCUUUCUCAAGGCAGCGUCAGCGACAUGCUCUCACGCCCCAAACCCUGGAGCAAGCUGACCCAGAAAGGCAGGGAGCCCUUCAUCCGCAUGCAGCUGUGGUUACUGGAUCAGCUCGGCCAAAGCCUCAGCCAGACGCCGAACCAGGGCCAUGCUCAGGGUAAAAGUCCAGCCACAGCGCAGUCCUCUCCCUCCCCGCCUCCCAGUCCGGCCGAGAGCCACCCGAGUCCGCUAGCUGAGCCUGUCAGUCUCUCGCUAGAGAGCAGCAAAGAGAACCAGCAGCCUGACGGCCUGGCCUUGGGGCUGCCCAGCCACCCAGAGGGCGGGAAGUCUACCCCCAGUCUGAUGGGGCUGCAUCAGCCUACAACCCAGUUAGGGAUCCAGGAGCUUGUGGCGAUGUCUCCAGAGCUGGACACGUACAUCAUCACCAAGAAGGUCAAGGAGGUGCUAACCGACAACAACCUUGGCCAGCGUCUCUUUGGGGAGACCAUCCUGGGUCUAACUCAAGGUUCGGUGUCUGACCUGCUCUCCAGGCCUAAGCCUUGGCACAAACUCAGCCUCAAAGGCCGGGAACCUUUUGUUCGCAUGCAGCUCUGGCUCAAUGAUCCUCACAACGUGGAUAAGUUGAGAAUCAUGAAGAAGAUGGAGAAAAAAGCUUAUCUGAAGAGGCGCUACGGGCUGCUGAGCACCGGCUCCGACAGCGACUCCCCCAGCACUCGCUCCGAGUGUGUGAGCCCUGCCCUGGCCUCGCUGGACCUGUGUCCGUUCAGCCAGGUGAAGAAACCCCGCGUGGUGCUGGGAGCUGAGGAGAAGGAGGCCCUGAGGAGGGCAUACCUGCAGGAGCCCUACCCCUCCCAGAACACCAUCGAGAUGCUGGCGUCACAGCUCAACCUGAAAACCAACACAGUCAUCAACUGGUUCCACAACUACAGGUCCAGGAUGAGGCGUGAGGUGCUAAUGGGGGGGCUACCGGAUAACGACACAGAUGCUGACCCCAACAGCUACUCCCCCUCAGUAACCCGGAGCCCCGCCUCUGACGGCGAGGACAGGAAGCUGCCGCCACCCUCAGGACAAACCCACUCCGGCCUUCCUCUCAUCACUAACGUUGCACUGCCUCACGUCAAACAGGAGGAAACCUACAGGGAAGAGGAGAGCCUGGAUGGAAGGGGAGGCUCGCUGAAGGAAGUAGGAGUGCAGUGCUUCUCCGCAGCAGGCACAUUGUCUCCGUUAAAAAGCGAGCACGAUGACUCCAUCUCUGGCUGUCGGGAGCCCCCUCUGCCUGGCCAGAUCCUGGUGAAGGAAGAGGGAGCGAGCAGCCAGAAUCAGGGACUCCACCUCGGCGCGGCCUCCGCAGACGGGCCUCAGCGGGCCAACAAGUCCAGGUACGAGGGAGAAGAGCCUGGAAAGUCCCCCGUGGAUCCGGUCAGCUUCAAGGCUUCCUCUGAGCCCUGUCGCAGCAGCCUGGAGGUCUCCCUGAACUCGCCGUCUGCCGCGUCGUCGCCCGGCCUCAUGAUGUCCGUCUCUCCCGUUCCUUCCUCCUCCGCGCCCAUAUCGCCCUCGCCGCCCAGUCAGGCAACAAGCACCAACCAGAGCACGGAUUCUAACCCGCCCCCUCCGUUCCAAAGCCCCAAACUCAACAGAAGCACUCAGAGACGCAACGAGAAAAUGGCCAACCUCAAUAACAUCAUCCACAGGCUGGAGAGGGCCGCCAACCGAGAAGAGACCCUGGAGUGGGAGUUUUAAGGGCUCGACCAGAAGACCCGAGCGGAGCCUGGCUCCUCGAGGCGUUUCCUGCAGAGGGAAAAACAUCAAACUGAAUUUCCUACAAUAAUUUAAGAGUUAAAAAAAAAAAAGUUUAUAGAAAUGUAUUUGUUUUUGUUUUGUUUUGAUAAUGCAUACGACUUUGAAAUAUACGUGACAGCGCUAGCUGUUGUUUUACCUUAUCGACAUUAAGACUUUUGCAGCUAUGGUGUCAUUUAAUGUGCACUGAAGUUCUGAAGAUUGCCACUGGGUGAGAUUAAAAAAAAAAAGAGACCUCUGUCUUAAGCCAUUAAAAGCACUAUAACUAUUUGAAAAAAGACACUGACCAAAUUUGCUACUUUUUGAAUAGCAGUUUUUCCAAUUUUGUCUGUCAGACGGGACAGUUCAAGUCGAGUAAUGAGAAUACCAAUUACUGGCUGAGGGAUAGUCCUUUAAGACUCUAAAUAUUCCACAUCUUGUAUGUACUUAGUUUCCUGGUGAUAUGUUUUGAAAUCUUUGUAACUCACACGUAUGAAAUGUGGUUGUACAUGUUGUAGAUUUGUCUGCAAUAGCCUUCUCUGAAUCUGAUGUAGCAUGGUACUCACCUGACCCCGUUCUCCUCUGUAGUUAGUCACCUGUGAUUAUACUUGAGCAAAAACAGACAAAAAAAAAAGAGGUUAAACAACAAAUAGUUGAAAAGCCUGCAAAAAAUGAAAAAAAAUCUCAUGUUAACAAAGGAAUAUUUUAGGUGUUUUAUUUCCCUCUUUUUUUAUAUAAUAAUAAUAAUAAUAAUAAUGAUGCUACUUGAGGUUUACAGCUUAGGACCUUUUUGAGAAAGUGAAACCUUCGAUUCACACGAAGCCCAGUUUACACAGUUUCUUUCAGAGUUACCUCUUGGAUCCUCCAAAGGAGCGGUUCUCAGACUGAUACACGCCACACUGGGUUCACCUCCGAUUAGGUUCACACGCAUCGUGCCACGAUCACGCAUUUCAUACACAGAAACACGGACCACAAGUCGAGGCUGUAAAGGAGGAGUGCUCUGCAUCUGCCUCGAGCCCCUUCGUCCCUCCGCCCACCUGUACCUGUGCUUUUUACCUCAAUUCAACUCAGUUUAUUUCUAUAGCGCCAAUUCACAACACAUGUUGUCUCAAGGCACUUUACUGUUCCCCAGAUCAUCCAGUCAGAUUGAUUCAAAGCUUUUUAUCUAAGGAAAACCAGUUGACU